CAAAAUAUUCUCCCUUCGACUUUGUCCUUUCUCUGUGUAACGCCAACCGUACAAUACAUUUACCCUUUUCGGCAGAGACCACUUGGCGGCCGUGUGAUAAAGAAGACCUAAAGAUGUUUUCAUCGUUAAUUGAAAGUGCUAAAAACAAUCCAUUCUAUUCACCAAUCUAUGCCCGCUGCGAGGCUGGUCAAGGUGAAAGUCGAUCGGCCGAAUUAAAGAGUAACAUUUUGGUACCUGGCCGAACAAUUUCUGCUGCAUCGGCCGCAGUUGGAGACAGCUGUGAAUAUGGAUCGAUGAAAUAUUAUGCCUUGUGCGGGUUUGGAGGCAUCCUUAGUUGCGGUAUCACCCACACGGCCGUUGUCCCCCUUGAUUUAGUUAAAUGUCGUAUCCAGACCAACCCUGCAAAAUAUAAAAGUAUCGUCAGUGGUUUUUCUGUAACCAUCAAAGAAGAUGGCAUGCGUGGCCUUGGAAAGGGUUGGGCUCCAACUGCCAUUGGUUAUUCUCUUCAGGGCUUGGGAAAGUUUGGAUUUUAUGAAGUAUUUAAAAAGAUAUACAGCGGCAUGCUUGGUGAAGAGCUUUCUUACACUUGGAGAACUUCUUUAUACUUAGCUGCCAGUGCAUCUGCAGAAUUCUUUGCUGAUAUUGCUCUGUGCCCAUUAGAGGCAUGCAAGGUUAGAAUUCAAACACAGCCAGGAUGUUCACCGUACCUAAGAAAAGUAUUCCCUCAAAUUCUUAGAGAAGAAGGGGUUAUGGGAUUCUACAAAGGAAUCUCUCCAUUAUGGAUGAGGCAGAUUCCAUACACCAUGAUGAAGUUUGCUUGCUUUGAGAGAACAGUUGAAGCUAUCUAUAAAUAUGUAGUUCCUAAACCUAGGGAUGAAUGCUCUAAAGCUGAACAGCUUAUUGUUACAUUUGCUGCUGGUUAUAUUGCUGGUGUUUUCUGUGCUAUUGUAUCACAUCCUGCUGAUACUGUGGUAUCUAAGCUCAAUCAAGAGAAGGGUAGCACUGCUAUUGAAGCUGCAAAGAAGUUAGGAAUGAAAGGUUUAUGGAAGGGCUUAACUCCCAGAAUUAUCAUGAUUGGUACUCUAACUGCCCUUCAAUGGUUCAUUUAUGAUGCUGUGAAAGUCUGGCUGCGAUUGCCUCGUCCUCCUCCACCACAGAUGCCUGAAAGUCUUAAACAGAAGCUAGAAGAAAAGCAAAAAUAGAAUGUUCAUUAAUAUUAAUAAAUAAUAAAAAAAGAAAAACUGGGUCUUCAAUUCUAAAUUGAUUCAUUUUAUAUAUAACUGAUCUUUUGCAUAUUUAGUUUCAUAAUAUUUAUAUGUAUAAUAGUAUUUUCAUUUUAUUUAAAAUAUAUCCAAUAGGCUAAAUCCUUGUAAAAACAUUAUUCAAAAUUCAAAAAUAAAUUAUUUGGGUCUUU
This is a messenger RNA of Argiope bruennichi, 1414 nucleotides long. Its product is annotated as phosphate carrier protein, mitochondrial-like. Gene Ontology annotation, molecular function: phosphate transmembrane transporter activity. The record is from RefSeq and is a predicted model, not a curated record. NCBI's taxonomy places the organism in Eukaryota, Metazoa, Arthropoda, Arachnida, Araneae, Araneidae. The coding region runs from base 114 to 1202 and encodes 362 amino acids. The transcript is spliced from 8 exons. Gene Ontology annotation, cellular component: mitochondrial inner membrane. Gene Ontology annotation, biological process: mitochondrial phosphate ion transmembrane transport.